CGAAUCCCUCCCCCGAUUUGAAUGGUAGUUUCCAAUCGGCUGUGCUUGAGAGAGCUCCCAGUUCUAAGCCUGGGAUUAGCGAUCCCAGUCAGACCGAGCUUCUGUUUUGGGUUUAAUCAAAGGGAAAGGUUGUAGAGAGACACAUUGAGCUUUAUCUUUCAGUAUGCUUAGUGUAAGCAUUGCAAAAGAGGACAACUAAGGGAGUCAAAUUCCUUUUUUUAAAAACCUUUGGGUUUUUAUUUUUGUUGUCCUUCCUUUGCUAGACGGCAACUUCAAAGUAAAGGAAUUAUUUUACCUGGAAAAGGAACGUUGCAGGGGAAGCAGAAAAAAAAAAGUUUCUUCGGGGGACGGAUAAUGCUGUAAAGGACGCUGCUUCAUACUGGUUGACAUAUCUCCCAAACACAUCCGAGGGUUUAUUGUAGAUCCCAACUGGAAGAAGCGAUGGAUAUGAAGGAUCGAAGGCACCGCUCCCUGACUCGAGGCCGGUGUGGAAAGGAAUUCCACUACACCAGCUCCUCCCUGGACAGCGAGGACUGCCGAGUGCCUACGCAGAAAUCCUACAGCUCCAGCGAGACACUCAAGGCGUACGACCACGGCUCCAGACUGCACUACGGGAGCCGCGUUGCUGACCUGGUGCAUCGGGAGUCAGACGAGUUCUCCAGGCAAGGUAACUUUACGGUGGCUGAGCUGGGGAUUUGCGAGCCCACCCCCCACCAGAGUGGUUAUAGCUCUGACAUGGGGCUGCUGCACCAAGGCUACUCCCUGAGCGUGGGCUCGGACGCAGAUUCCGACACGGAGGGCGCCCUGUCUCCAGAACACGCCAUUAGGUUGUGGGGAAGAGGAAUAAAAUCCAGGCGCAGCUCCGGUCUUUCGAGUCGUGAGAACUCCGCCCUUACACUGACAGAUUCAGAAAAUGACAAGUCUGAUGAUGAAUCAGGUCGCCCCAUUCCACCCACACCCUCGUCCAGCCUCCUCCCUCCUGCCCCACCGCCCAUUGGCUCCCAUCAUCCUUCACCAGUUGCCGUUAGAGAUUGCCAGAUGCGAUUACUAGACAGCAACGCCUCCCGUCCCAUCCUGGACUCCAAUCCUGACGAGUUCUCUCCCAACACAUACCUGCUGAGACCCUGCGCCGGGCCACAACUCUCCUCAAGUGGGGACAUUGCCUUUGUCCGGAAGAUCCCUCAAUGCCCUCCCAAUCACCACAGCCAGUCAACGUUGAGGCCGCCUCUGCCCCCACCACACAACCACCAGACGCUGUCACAUCACCACUCUUCUGCCAACUCCCUCAACAGGAACUCCCUGACCAACCGGCGGAACCAGACCCACGCGCCGGCCUCUGCCCCCAACGAUGUGCCCACCACCCCCGAGUCUGUGCAGCUGCAGGACAGCUGGGUCCUCAACAGCAACGUGCCGCUUGAGACCAGGCAUUUCCUCUUCAAGACGUCUUCAGGGACGACACCCCUGUUCAGCAGCUCGGCUCCAGGCUACCCCCUGACAUCCGGGACUGUCUACUCUCCACCACCACGACUCCUGUCCAGGAAUGCCUUCUCCCGGAACACGUUCAAGCUGAAGAAGCCGUCCAAGUACUGCAGCUGGAAAUGUGCGGCCGUCUCUGCCAUCGGCGCGGCGCUACUCCUGGCUGUACUGCUCUGCUAUUUCAUAGCCAUGAACCUGCUAGGACUGAACUGGCAGCUGCAGCCGGCUGAUGGUCAUGUGAUCAACAACGGAUUGAGCACAGGGUUACCAGGCAACAGUGAUGUAGCAACAGUGCCAUCUGGAGGCCGAGGACCAUGGUCUUUCCGGAACACCAGUAUCGACACCGGGGACCUGGAAGUUGGUCGAAGAGUAACCCAGGAAGUACCUCCUGGAGUGUUCUGGAGGUCACUUCUUCAUCUCAUCCAACCCCAGUUCCUCAAGUUCAAUAUUUCUCUCGGGAGAGAUGCUCUGUUUGGAGUUUAUAUCAGGAAAGGACUUCCACCAUCACAUGCUCAGUACGACUACAUGGAACGCCUGGACGGGAAGGAGAAGUGGAGAGUGGUGGAGACUCCUCGUGAGCGCCGCAGUAUUCACACAGUGGUUCUCAAUGAAGCUGUCUUUGUGCAGUACCUGGACCCUGGGACCUGGCACCUGGCUUUCUACAAUGAUGGGAAAGACAAGGAGGCCAUCUCAUUCAGCACUGCCAUCCUAGACUCAGUGCAGGAGUGUCCUAGGAAUUGCCAUGGCAAUGGAGAAUGUGUUUCUGGAGCCUGUCACUGCUUCCCAGGAUUCCAUGGGACUGACUGUUCUAAAGCUGCCUGCCCAGUCUUGUGCAGUGGCAAUGGCCAAUACAGCAAGGGAGCCUGCCUCUGCUACAGUGGAUGGAAAGGGCCUGAAUGUGACGUUCCCAUCAGCCAGUGCAUUGACCCCACAUGCAGUGGUCACGGCUCUUGCACUGAUGGCAGCUGCAUCUGCUCUUUGGGAUACAAAGGGGAGAGCUGUGAAGAAGUGGACUGUUUGGACCCAACUUGCUCAAACCAUGGGAUAUGUGUGAACGGAGAGUGCCACUGUAGCCCUGGCUGGGGGGGGCUUAACUGUGAGCUACCCCGAUCCCAGUGCCCUGAUCAGUGCAACGGGCAUGGCACCUUCAUCCCUGACACUGGCCUUUGCAGCUGUGAUCCAAACUGGAUGGGGCCUGACUGUUCAGUGGAGGUGUGUUCAGUGGACUGUGGCACCCAUGGGGUGUGUAUGAGUGGAGCAUGCCGAUGCGAAGACGGGUGGACUGGAAUAGCAUGCGACCAGCGGGUUUGCAAUCCCCGAUGCGUGGAACACGGGACCUGUAAAGAGGGGAAGUGUGAAUGCAGAGAGGGCUGGAAUGGAGAACACUGCACCAUCGAUGGCUGCCCUGAUCUGUGCAAUGGCAAUGGGAAAUGUACCCUCGGUCAGAACAGCUGGCACUGUGUCUGUCAAACCGGCUGGAGAGGGCCUGGAUGCAAUGUUGCCAUGGAAACCUCCUGUGCUGAUAACAAGGAUAAUGAGGGAGAUGGCCUUGUUGAUUGCAUGGACCCAGACUGCUGUCUCCAGAGCCCCUGCCAAUCGAAUCCACUGUGCCGAGGCUCACGCGAUCCUCUACAAAUCAUCCAGCAGAGCAAGUCAUCUUCCCAGAAAGUCAGGUCCUUCUACGACAGAGUGAAGAUGCUAGUUGGCAGGGAUAGCACUCACAUCAUUCCUGCAGACAACCCCUUUAAUGCAAGUCUGGCGUCUUUGAUCAGAGGCCAAGUUUUAACGACAGAUGGGACUCCACUCGUUGGUGUUAAUGUUUCCUUUGUGAAGCAUCCACAGUAUGGAUAUACUCUAACUCGCCAGGAUGGAACGUUUGAUCUGAUUGCUAACGGCGGUGCCUCUCUGACCCUGCACUUCGAGCGCGCUCCCUUCCUGAGUCAGGAGCGCACAGUGUGGCUGCCCUGGAGCAGUUUCUACGCCAUGGACACCAUGGUGAUGAAGACCGAGGAGAACUCCAUCCCGAGCUGUGAUCUGAGCGGCUUUGUGCGCCCGGAUCCCAUUGUCAUCUCCUCACCGCUCUCCUCAUUCUUCAGCUCCACGCCUGGGCAGAACCCCAUUGUUCCAGAGACUCAGGUCCUUCAUGAAUGCAUUGAGAUCCCCAGCACCAGCCUCAAGCUUUGUUAUCUCAGUUCCCGCACCUCAGGGUACAAGUCUCUUCUGAAGAUCACGAUGACCCAGACACUGGUACCUCUCAACCUGAUCAAGGUCCAUAUGAUGGUGGCAGUAGAAGGGCAUCUUUUCCAGAAGUGGUUCCAUGCCUCCCCAAACCUGGCUUACACCUUCAUCUGGGACAAAACUGAUGCAUAUGGCCAGAGGGUCUAUGGGCUUUCAGAGGCUGUCGUGUCUGUUGGCUUUGAGUACGAGACCUGCCCCAGUCUGAUUCUAUGGGAGAAGAGAACAGCAGUUCUUCAGGGAUAUGAGCUGGACCCCUCAAACUUCGGAGGGUGGUCUAUAGAUAAACACCACGUCCUAAACGUCAGAAGUGGUAUUCUUCACAAAGGAAACGGGGAGAAUCUGUUUCUUACUCAGCAGCCUGCAGUGAUCAGCAGCAUCAUGGGUAAUGGCCGUCGACGCAGCAUCACCUGCCCCAGCUGCAGCGGCCUUGCUGAUGGGAACAAGCUCCUCGCCCCUGUGGCACUCGCAGCCGGCAUUGACGGCAGUCUCUACAUCGGGGAUCUCAACUUCGUGAGGAGGGUGUUUCCUUCCAUGAACACGACCAAUAUCCUGGAGCUCAGAAACAAAGAUUUUACACACAGCAACAACCCAGCUCAUAAAUAUUUCUUGGCUGUGGACCCAGUUACAGGAGCACUGUACGUUUCAGACACCAACAGCCGGCGCAUUUACCGCAUGAAGUCGCUUAUGGGCAGCAAACAGCUGUCAGAAAACUCUGAGGUGGUGGCAGGGACAGGGGAGCAGUGUCUGCCCUUUGACGAGGCCCGCUGUGGGGAUGGAGGGAAGGCAGUCGAGGCCACACUCAUGAGCCCCAGAGGCAUAGCUGUGGACAAGAAUGGGUUAAUGUAUUUUGUGGAUGCAACCAUGAUCCGCAAAGUGGACCAGAAUGGAAUCAUCUCAACCCUUCUUGGAUCCAACGACCUGACUGCUGUUCGGCCACUCAGCUGUGACUCCAGCAUGGACGUGAGCCAGGUACGCUUAGAAUGGCCCACAGAUCUCGCCAUCAACCCCAUGGACAACUCUCUCUAUGUCUUGGAGAACAAUGUGAUUUUACGCAUAACGGAGAACCACCAGGUCAGCAUCAUUGCUGGGCGCCCCAUGCACUGCCAGGUCCCUGGCAUUGACUACUCCCUGAGCAAGCUGGCCAUACACUCUGCUCUGGAGUCUGCCACUUCCAUUGCCAUGUCCCACACUGGGGUGCUGUACAUCGCCGAAACAGACGAGAAGAAGAUGAACCGCGUGCGUCAGGUCACCACCAACGGGGAGAUCUCUCUGCUGGCCGGGGUUGCCUCUGACUGCGACUGCAAAAACGACAUCAACUGUAACUGCUUUACCGGCGACGAUGGCUACGCCACCGACGCCAGCUUGAAUUCGCCUUCUUCCUUGGCGGUGUCACCGGACGGCACCCUCUACAUUGCAGACCUGAGUAAUAUCCGGAUCAGAGCGGUAAACAGCAAUCGGCCAGUUCUGAACUCGGCGUACCAAUACGAAGUGGCUUCACCGAGAGAACAGGAAAUGUACAUCUUUAAUGAGGAUGGGAUCCACCUGCACACUCUGAGUCUAGUCACUGGCGAGCCACUGUAUAAUUUUACCUAUAACCCAAACAAUGAUGUUACUGCAGUGGUGGAUAACUGCAAUAAUACCUUAAAGGUUCGAAGGGAUUCCACUGGUGUGCUGCGCCUCGUGCUUUUGCCAGACAGCCAGAUUGUUACCUUAAGCGUUGGCACCAAUGGCGGGCUGAAGUCUGUGUCACUUCAAAACCUGGAGCUAGCGUUGAUGACCUACGAAGGCAACAGCGGGUUAUUGGCCACUAAAUCGGACGAAACUGGAUGGACGACAUUUUACGAGUAUGACAGCGAGGGCCGGUUGACCAAUGUCACUUACCCGACUGGCGUGGUGACCAGCCUGCACCGUGAAAUGGAGAAAUCCAUCAAUAUUGAUAUUGAGAACUCCAACAGGGACGACGAUGUCACCGUUAUCACAAACCUUUCUUCAGUGGAAGCGUCUUACACCGUGGUUCAAGAUCAAGUAAGAAACAGCUACCAGCUGUGUAACAAUGGCACACUGCGGGUGAUGUAUGCGAAUGGGAUGGGUAUCAGCUUCCACACUGAGCCUCAUAUUCUGGCUGGCACCGUGAGCCCGACCAUAGGGCUGCGCAACAUCACCCUGCCCAUGGAGAACGGGCUGAACUCCAUUGAGUGGCGCCUGAGGAAGGAGCAAAUUAAAGGGAAGGUCACUGUGUUUGGGAGAAAACUCAGGGCACAUGGAAGAAACUUGCUGUCCAUCGACUUUGACCGAAACACCCGCACAGAGAAGAUUUAUGACGACCACCGCAAGUUCACCCUGAGGAUUGUUUAUGACCAGCAAGGCCGCCCGUCCUUAUGGCUCCCCAGCAGUGGUCUCGCUCCCGUCAACGUGUCCUACUCCGCCAGCGGGCAGCUUGUGGGUCUGCAGCGAGGGGCAAUGAGUGAGAGAACAGAGUAUGACAGCCACGGCAGGAUUGUGUCCCGCUCCUUCGUGGAUGGCAAGAUAUGGAGCUACUCUUACCUGGAAAAGUCCAUGGUGCUACUUCUGCAGAGCCAGCGGCAGUACAUCUUUGAGUUUGAUGCCUCGACCCGGGUCACUGCUGUCACCAUGCCCAGUGUGGCUCGGCACACCAUGUCCACUCACACCUCCAUCGGCUACAUCAGAAACAUCUACAACCCCCCGGAAAGCAAUGCCUCCGUCAUUCAUGACUUUAGCGAGGACAGCAGACUCCUAGACACAUUGUUCUUGGGAACUGGACGCAAGGUGUUUUACAAGUACGGCAAGCUGUCCAAACUGUCCGAAGUCUUGUACGACAGCACUGUGGUCACCUUUGGCUACGAUGAAACCACCGGAGUCCUUAAAAUGGUCAACCUGCAGAGUGGUGGCUUCUCCUGCACCAUCCGUUACAGGAAAAUUGGUCCUUUGAUAGACAAGCAGAUCUAUAGGUUUUCAGAGGAAGGCAUGGUGAAUGCAAGGUUUGACUACACCUACCAUGAUAACAGCUUCCGCAUCGCCAGCAUGAAGCCAGUUAUCAGUGAGACCCCUCUCCCAGUUGACCUUUACCGCUACGAUGAGAUUUCUGGCAAGGUGGAACAUUUUGGUAAGUUUGGAGUCAUCUACUACGACAUCAAUCAGAUCAUCACUACCGCAGUCAUGACGCUCAGCAAACACUUCGACACCCAUGGGCGCAUCAAAGAAGUCCAGUACGAGAUAUUCCGUUCGCUGAUGUAUUGGAUGACUGUUCAGUAUGACAGCAUGGGAAGGGUAACUAAAAGAGAGCUCAAACUUGGCCCAUACGCCAACACAACAAAAUACACAUAUGAGUAUGAUGGAGAUGGACAACUUAAUGCCGUCAAAGUAAAUGACUGGCCAACAUGGCGCUACAGUUACGACCUGAACGGGAACCUGCAUCUCCUGAACCCUGGCAACAGUGCCCGAUUGAUGCCCCUUCGCUAUGACCUGAGGGACCGGAUCACACGUUUGGGAGAUGUUCAGUACAAGCUGGAUGAAGACGGUGUCCUGUGUCAACGUGGGUCGGAUAUAUUUGAGUACAACUCCAAAGGUCUGCUGGUCAGGGCCUACAGCAAAAGCAGUGGCUGGAACGUCCAGUAUCACUACGAUGGACUAGCAAGGAGGGUCUCCAGCAAGAACAACCUGGGCCAACACAUUCAGUUUUUCUAUGCCGAUCUCAACAACCCAGCCAGGGUGACCCACGUUUACAACCACUCCAGCUCAGAAAUUACCUCCCUGUACUAUGAUCUGCAAGGCCACCUGUUUGCAAUGGAGAUCAGCAGCGGGGAGGAGUAUUACAUUGCCUCAGACAAUACUGGAACUCCGCUGGCUGUCUUCAGCAGCAACGGGCUAAUGAUCAAGUUGCUGCAGUACACGGCCUACGGGGAGAUAUAUCACGACUCCAACCUGGAUUUCCAGCUCGUCGUGGGCUUCCACGGAGGCCUGUACGACCCCCUCACCAAGCUAGUUCACUUCAUGCAGAGAGAUUAUGAUGUCCUGGCUGGCCGAUGGACGGCUCCGGAUUACGGCAUGUGGCAGAAGAUUGGCAAAGAACCGGCUCCAUUCAAUUUGUACAUGUUUAAAAACAACAACCCACUCAGCGACACUUUGGACUUGAAGAAUUAUGUCACAGAUGUGAAAAGCUGGCUGGUGAUGUUUGGAUUCCAACUAAGCAAUAUCAUCCCUGGCUUCCCGAAGCAUAGAAUAUAUUUUGUGGAACCUUCGUACGAGCUCUUAGUGAGCCAAGACUGUGAAAAUGGACAGCUGAUCACCGGUGUCCAACAAGCAGCAGAGAGGCACAACCAAGCAUUCAUGGCUCUUGAAGGAAGAUUACUGAACAAAGACAAACGGGUCGGAAAAAGGGACACACCAGGCCGCUGGUUCGGAACCAAUAAGCCAAUUAUUGGAAAAGGCAUCAUGUUUGCGAUCAAAAACGAAAGAAUUGCAACCGGCGUCACCAUCAUAGCGAGCGAGGACAGCAGGAAGAUAGCUGCGGUUCUCAACAAUGCUUAUUAUUUGGAAGGGACUCACUACACCAUAGAAGGGAGGGACAGCCACUACUUUGUGAAACUUGGGUCUCCUGACAGCGACCUCAUUACACUGGGGAUGAGCAGCGGCCGCAAAGUGCUGGAGAGCGGCAUCAACAUCACUGUCACCCAGCAAACGCUUCUGGUCGGAGGGAGGACUCGUAGAUUUGCAAAUAUCGAGUUUCAGUAUGCCACUUUGUCAAUGAACAUCCGUUAUGGAUUGACGAUGGACACUUUGGAUGAAGAGAGGAACAGAGUGUUGGAUCAGGCUAGGUUGAGAGCUUUGGCUACAGCUUGGUAUAAGGAGCAGCAGAACGCCCGAGACAGCAAAGAGGGCAGCAGGUUAUGGACUGACGGAGAAAAGCAACAGCUCUUGAAUACCGGGAGAGUCCAGGGAUAUGAUGGCUACUACGUACUGCCAAUAGAGCAGUAUCCGGAAUUGGCUGACAGUAGCAGUAAUAUCCAGUUCCUCCGACAAAAUGAAAUGGGCAAAAGGUAACAAACUAGACUGCUUUGACCUACCGACGCACGACCUGCAACAGUAAUUGAAAACUUUGGAAUCUGUCUCCUCUCCUAAGGAGAUGAAAAUAUUGAAGGGGGUACUCAAUAGACUGAAAUAAAAUUUUAAAAAAUGACUCUAAUGUAUAGACUUGUAUGCCACACUUUUGGCACAAAGGACUUUCUUUAAAAAAAAAGAAAAAAAGAAAAAGAAA
Messenger RNA from Acipenser ruthenus (sterlet), 8989 nucleotides. Its product is annotated as teneurin-2. The record is from RefSeq and is a predicted model, not a curated record. The transcript is spliced from 31 exons. Gene Ontology annotation, cellular component: neuron projection; membrane. Gene Ontology annotation, molecular function: protein homodimerization activity; protein heterodimerization activity; cell adhesion molecule binding. NCBI's taxonomy places the organism in Eukaryota, Metazoa, Chordata, Actinopteri, Acipenseriformes, Acipenseridae. The coding region runs from base 442 to 8775 and encodes 2777 amino acids. Gene Ontology annotation, biological process: neuron development; signal transduction; heterophilic cell-cell adhesion.